GACGGGCUCGGCCGGCCGGCGCGGGGGCCGCCAUGGGCAACCUGUUUGGCCGCAAGAAGCAGAGCCGGGUCACCGAGCAGGACAGGGCCAUCCUGCAACUGAAGCAGCAGAGAGACAAGCUGAGGCAGUACCAGAAGAGGGUCACACAGCAGCUGGAGAGGGAGCGGGCUCUGGCCAGGCAGCUGCUGCGGGACGGCAGGAAAGAGCGGGCCAAGCUGCUGCUCAAGAAGAAGAGAUACCGGGAGCAGCUGCUCGACAGGACAGAGAAUCAGAUCAGCAGCCUGGAAGCCAUGGUUCAGAGCAUCGAGUUCACGCAGAUCGAGAUGAAGGUGAUGGAGGGGCUUCAGGUGGGCAACGAGUGUCUGAAUAAGAUGCACCAGGUGAUGUCCAUAGAGGAGGUGGAGCGGAUCCUGGACGAGACCCAGGACGCCGUAGAGUACCAGCGGCAAAUUGAUGAGCUGCUGGCCGGCAACUUCACCCAGGAGGACGAGGAUGCCAUCCUGGAGGAGCUGAAUGCAAUCACUCAGGAACAAAUCGACUUACCAGAGGUUCCUUCGGAGCCCCUUCCUGACAUAAAUCCAGAAGCCCCUGCCAAGGCCAGAUCCAGGCAGGCAGAGCUGGUGGCGGCCUCGUAACUGGGACUCUCCAGGGCCUCGCGGGGAUUCUCUGAGGACUGGCCACAGAGCGUUCGGCUGCGUGUCAACCCUGAGAGCUCCCAGAAGGCCUGAAGGGCUGCGCUAGAGGCUGGAGCAGCAGCUUACAUGGGCCCUGCGUCAGGGCCACAACGCACCUUCGCAGUUUAGUCUGGACGCACCAUUGUCUUGCUCUCGUUCUGGAUUAAUGGACACUCAGAGCCCAGCCAGGCCCGGCUUCAGGCAGCUGUGGUUCCCACCGAUACUCCUGGUGCUGUUCUCAUGGCUGACCCAGUCGUGUGACCUGCGCUCUUCUGAGGAAGCACUUUAGACCUGGGGUCCCUAUACUUCCAACUCAUCUCUGCUGCUCACAUGAGCUGGUGGGGGGCUUCAGUUAAGGGGUUCUCCUUAGGGGUGCCUGGCCUCCUGCUAUCCCUGUUUCCCUGCAGGCUAGCGGCAGAAACCCUAGGGGACUGGUGUUCUCCAAACAUCUUGGGACAUCUUCUU
Messenger RNA from Alexandromys fortis (reed vole), 1139 nucleotides. RefSeq names its product charged multivesicular body protein 6. NCBI's taxonomy places the organism in Eukaryota, Metazoa, Chordata, Mammalia, Rodentia, Cricetidae. Gene Ontology annotation, biological process: late endosome to vacuole transport via multivesicular body sorting pathway; vesicle budding from membrane. The coding region runs from base 33 to 635 and encodes 200 amino acids. Gene Ontology annotation, cellular component: multivesicular body; ESCRT III complex. The record is from RefSeq and is a predicted model, not a curated record. The transcript has a single exon.